Molecule: messenger RNA, 1281 nt
Organism: Spinacia oleracea (spinach)
Lineage: Eukaryota; Viridiplantae; Streptophyta; Magnoliopsida; Caryophyllales; Amaranthaceae
Product: CASP-like protein 4A3
Exons: 3
Coding region: 99-1049 (316 amino acids)
Source: RefSeq, a predicted model, not a curated record
ACUGAACUAUUUUACUUCCCACGCUUUAAGUACGCUCUCUCUCUCACACACAUCUCUCCACCCCGCUGUUAUUCAAUCUUUUUCUCUCUCCUAAAAAAAUGAAGAACAACCACAAACCGCCGCGCCCACCACCACUGUCAGUGUCACAGCCAUCAAAUCCACCGUCCCAACUCAAGCCCAAACCCAACUCCCGCUCCAACUCGGACGAGUCACCCAAAUCGCCACUUCGAUCCGAAAUACCACACCGAUCCGACGACCAGGAACUCGACCACCAUAAAAACGGCGGAGCAAUUGUAGCUGUUGAGAAGUACUACUCUCCACUAACCUCACCUCUCCCUAUAACUCCUCCAAAGGACGCCUCCACACCCGAUAAUUUCCCCUCGCCUCCGCACCAAAUCAUCCACUUCAACCGCCGGGAAGAAGCGCUUCCGCAAUCUGGCGUCGUUUUCGGGGAUGGAGCCGGUGGAGUGGAGAAAAAGGGAAGAGUUGGAGUUGGGGGAGGGGAGAAAAAGGGGAGAACUAGUGGUGGUGGCGCAGUGAGGUUUGCAGGUAUGGAGGAUAUUGGGAGGAGGUCGAAGAAAGAGGGAGUGGUUGAGAAGGUUAAUUUAGGGGUUAGGGUUCUUGAGAUUGUGUUCUGUUUGAUUUCUUUUUCGGUUAUGGCUGCUAAUAAAACCCAGGGUUGGAGUGGUGAUUCCUUUGAUCGCUAUAAAGAAUACAGGUUUUGUUUAUCAGUGAAUAUUCUUGGAUUUAUGUAUUCAGCAUUUCAGGCAUAUGAUGUAGCCAGCCAUAUGGUCGCUGGAAAACAUGUGAUUUCCCAUAAUCUCCGCUAUCAAUUUGAGUUUAUUAUGGAUCAGAUAAUUGCAUACCUUCUGAUAUCAGCCUCAUCAGCAGCAGCCUCGAGGGUUGAUGAUUGGCAAGCGAAUUGGGGAAAAGACACAUUUACAGAGAAGGCUAGUGCAUCAAUCAGUAUGGCUUUCUUGGCAUUCUUAGGUUUUGCCAUGAGCUCUUUAAUUUCAGGUUACAACCUCUGCAACCGUGAUUUAUCGUGAAUCGCUGAAGACAAUUCUGCCAAUUCUGUAUCAACUGGUAAUAUUUUUUUUAGUUAGCUGUAGCAUUUGUACAGGAAAUAUAAGGAAUAGGGGAAGUGAAUUUUAAUCUGUGAAUAAGUCUAUAUGACAAUAAUUUGUGGCAAUGAAGAAGUCAAGAGAUACAAAUCCAAAGUUUUUGUUCAGUUUUUUUCUUAAGCAAUCAAAUUAAAGUGACAUUGUUGGCCUCUCUUUC